CAAUCUAGCGAAUGCCCACGCGUUAAACAGGCGCGUGAAUAAAGAAGCAAAAACCACUCGGAUUAAUCCGAUUCAUAGUGAGGCGUUUCAUUAUUGAGUCAACCCAGCGAUCGAUUCUCUUUCCUCCAACUCGCUUUUCAAACCCUAAUUUUUUACCGAGUUACCCUGACUCGUUCGAUUCAAAUCGUUACUCGCCGAUUCUUCAUCUUUUUUCCCCAAUUUCGCCCAAAUUUUCUGUUCAAUGCCUAAUACAUCGUAAUCGGAGCAUCAAUUUUGCAAAACCAGCAUGGAGUAAAUGUUGAACUUCUGGAAUAGUAAGUUUUAUGCUUGGUCUUCAAAAUGAUGGGAGAGAUGGCCCCACUCCGUCCAGCUGGAUAUGUUGACCCUGGCUGGGAGCAUGGGACUGCACAAGAUGAGAAGAAGAAGAAGGUCAAGUGCAAUUAUUGUGGGAAAGUUGUUAGUGGAGGUAUAUAUAGAUUAAAACAACACUUGGCUCGAAUCUCAGGAGAAGUAACAUACUGUGAGAGGGCUCCGGAAGAUGUAUACUUGAGAAUGAGAGAAAAUUUGGAAGGCUGCCGCUCCAAUAAAAAGCCAAAGUUAUCUGAAAAUGAUGAACAGGCAUAUUUGAAUUUUCAGUCUCCUGAUGACGAUGAUGAUGCAAUGGAGAAUAUUGAUUAUAGAAGAAAAGGGAAAAAAGUAAUGAAUGAUAAAAGUUUAGUUUUAAAUUUGACUCCUCUUCGCUCAUUGGGAUAUGUUGACCCUGGUUGGGAGCAUGGUAUUGCUCAAGAUGAGAGGAAGAAAAAGGUGAAGUGCAAUUACUGUGGCAAAAUAGUCAGUGGAGGCAUCAAUAGAUUUAAACAACACUUGGCCAGAAUUCCAGGCGAAGUUGCGCCUUGUAAAAAUGCUCCAGAUGAAGUUUUUAUGAAGAUUAAGGAGAAUAUGAAAUGGCAUCGCACAGGGAGAAAGCAUAGAAGGCCAGAUGCCAAGGAAACACCAUCUUUUUUUGUGCAUUCUGAUGAUGAACCUGAAGAGGAUGAACCAGAAGAAGAUGUUUUGCAGCACUUGAACAAGGAUAGAGUAGUUAUGGGGGGAAAGAGACUGGGAAAAGAUUUUAGAAGGGGUUUCAGUGGAAUGUCAACUGGAAGUUGCUCCGAGAUGUUCUUGAAAAAGCAUGGGCAAAAUCCUACCAUCUUGAAAACUUCAAUGAAUCAUAUGCCACUGACUUACAAACAAAGUUGCGGACCAAACAAAAGGAACCGUAAGGAAGUAGUGUCUGCCAUUUGUGAAUUCUUCUAUUAUGCUGGGAUCCCAAUUCAAGCAGCCAACUCCCUAUCUUUUCAGAAAAUGCUGGAGCUUGUUGGUCAUCACGGACCAGGUCUAAUAGGCCCUUCAAGCCAGCUGAUAUCUGGUCGUUUUCUCCAUGAUGAAUUGUCGACAGUCAAAAGCUAUCUAGCUGAGUAUAGGACAUGUUGGGCAGUAACUGGUUGUUCCAUUAUGGCAGAUAGUUGGAAAAAUUCACAGGGUAGGACUCUAAUCAAUUUUUUAGUCUCCUGUCCUCGUGGUGUCUACUUUGUUUCGUUAGUUGAUGCUACUGAUGUAGUAGACGAUCCCUUAAGUUUGUUCAAGUUACUUGACAAAGUGGUGGAUGAGAUUGGUGAGGAAAAUGUUGUUCAGGUAGUUACUCAGAAUACCCCGAGUUAUAAGACUGCUGGAAAGAUGCUUGAAGACAAAAGAAAAAAUUUAUUUUGGACCCCAUGUGCUGCCUAUUGUAUAGAUAGAAUUCUUGCAGAUUUCACAAAGAUAAAGCUGGUUGGUGAGUGCAUUGAGAAAGCUCAAAAAGUUACAAAGUUCAUCUACAACCGGAUAUGGCUGCUAAAUCUUAUGAAGAAGGAGUAUACAGGGGGGCAAGACAUUUUAAGACCUGCUAUUACAAGAUAUGCUGCAAACUUUAUUAGUUUACAAGGUGUAUUUGACCAUAGGAUUAGUCUUAAAGAUAUGUUCCAAUCAAGCAAAUGGCUUUUGUGUCGCUUUUCAAGAUCAGAUGAUGGCAAGGAUGUGGCAAAAAUUGUUUUAAAUGCUUCCUUCUGGAAGAAAAUGCAGUAUGUCCUGAAAUCAGUAGACCCUAUUCUGCACGCACUCCAUAAAGUUGACAUCAACAGUAAUCUGUCUAUGCCAUAUGUAUAUAGUGACAUAGUAAGGGCAAAACUUGCAAUUAAAAGCAUUCAUGGUGAUGAUGCACGCAAGUAUGGUCCCUUCUGGAAUGUGAUUGACAGUCACUUAAGUUCUUUGUUCCAUCAUCCAUUAUGCGUUGCUGCAUACUCUUUAAAUCCAGCCUAUAGAUAUCGACCAGAUUACCAGGCGAAUCCAGAGGUGGUUCGUGGACUAAAUGAAUGCAUUGUUCGCCUUGAACCAGACAGGGGGAGACAGGUUUCUGCGUCCAUGCAGAUCUCUGACUUUAUAUCUGCUAAAGCUGAUUUUGGGACUGAAUUGGCAAUCAGUACAAGAACUGAGCUUGAUCCAGCUGUAUGGUGGCAGCAACAUGGUGUGAAUUGUUUGGAAUUGCAGCGAUUAGCUGUACGCAUACUAAGUCAAACCUGCUCUUCUUUUGGAUGCGAACACAAUUGGAGUAUAUAUGAUGAGAUUCAUUGUGAAAGGCAGAACCGUCUAGCGCACAAGAAAUUGAAUGAUUUUGUGUAUGCUCACUAUAAUUUGAGACUGAGGGAGCGCCAAAUAAAGCAGUCGAAUGAAUUAUUAUCACUUGACAGUGCUCUUCUAGAAGGUUUACUUGAUGACUGGGUUGUAGAGGCAGGCAGACAAGCCAUUCAAGAUGAUGAGGUAUCAACUACAUCUGCAAUCUAUAGUCAGGGGGUAUAUGACCAUGAAGAUGGAUACAGCUAUGAUAUACUCGAAUAUGACGAUGGUGCCUCAGAUGUUAUGAGGAGGGGAACUCUAGAUAUGGUGACACUAGCAGAUGUAGAGCCCUUGGGAGUACAUCCUAACGCAGGUCCAGCCACAGAUGAUGAUGCUGAACUUGAUUUCCUUGAUGAUGACUUAACUGAUUAAUUAACAGACCUCUGUCGACAUGACUAAAAUAUUAAGCUCCUCUUCUGGCACCACAAAUUGUUGCCAGGACUUACAUUUUCUCUGGUCUCGAUUGUAUAUAGUUGGAUGCAUCUACCUUGAAGUUUAUCAAAGAGAUGUCUCAGGUUUACCAAUGCCGCCUGUUAGUAAAGAGGAAUUGUUUAGCCCCAUUUCAUCUGUUAGCACCUGAUGUAAAUUACCAUUCCAAAAUUUCUGACCGCUUCUCAAAGAAUUUGUUCCCUUGUCUCUAUCAGGGAGUCAAGUUCUCGUCUGGAACUUCGAAUCAAGAAUUUUUUUUCAGUUGAGGUCCAAUGUUCCUUGCUCAAGUUUCAAAGACUCUCAAGUCUUAACCGGCAGUCCAGCAGGCGGACAUAAACAUCACAAUUAGAACUCAGGAAAAAGAUUGUUUCCUAUAUUAUAUUGCUGGACUUUUUGGUAUCUGCAUCAUCUUGAUUCAUUUUGCUUAACAGGUGAUUUUUUUUUCAAUUAUUGAUGUGUAUCGAUCUUUAGUCACAUGAAUGAGAAGGUUGUAUAUAUCUUGUGCAAUGUAAUCUUUAUCAAAUUUGCAUUAUGAGGUUCCCAAUUCCAAAUCAAAACAACCAAUUCUUUGUUCAA
Chenopodium quinoa (quinoa) is the source of this 3696-nucleotide messenger RNA. RefSeq lists its product as uncharacterized. Gene Ontology annotation, molecular function: protein dimerization activity; DNA binding. The transcript is spliced from 8 exons. NCBI's taxonomy places the organism in Eukaryota, Viridiplantae, Streptophyta, Magnoliopsida, Caryophyllales, Amaranthaceae. The coding region runs from base 340 to 3063 and encodes 907 amino acids. The record is from RefSeq and is a predicted model, not a curated record.